Messenger RNA from Morus notabilis, 1664 nucleotides. Its product is annotated as probable protein S-acyltransferase 7. Lineage: Eukaryota; Viridiplantae; Streptophyta; Magnoliopsida; Rosales; Moraceae. Bases 36 to 1430 code for a protein of 464 amino acids. Gene Ontology annotation, molecular function: protein-cysteine S-palmitoyltransferase activity. Gene Ontology annotation, cellular component: Golgi apparatus; endoplasmic reticulum. The transcript has 5 exons. Gene Ontology annotation, biological process: protein targeting to membrane; peptidyl-L-cysteine S-palmitoylation. The record is from RefSeq and is a predicted model, not a curated record.
CAUUUUUUAGACAGAGAAAGAGAGAGAAAGAGAGGAUGAAUGCGGCGCCUCGUCAGCAGCCUCCUCGGGGUUCGGAGUCGGCGGCGGGGGGGGGCCGGGGCGCGGCUGCCGGAGCCGCCGACGGGACGGUGAUGCUCAGAAUUUACGAGGCCUGGAAAGGCAGCAAUGUGUUUCUUUGUGGUGGAAGGCUCAUAUUUGGACCUGAUGCAAGAUCUAUUUUGUUAACUGUAUUUCUUAUUGCUGCCCCGGUCGCAGUUUUCUGCGUCUUUGUAGCGAGAAAACUGCUUGAUGAUUUUCCACGUGACUGGGGAAUAUCCAUAAUGGUUGCUGCUAUUGCUUUGGCAGUAUUUGACUUGAUUCUUCUUAUAUUAACCUCAGGACGAGAUCCUGGUAUAAUACCUCGCAGUGCUCACCCUCCAGAGCCGGAAGACUACGAAGGGAGUACAGAGACAGGGGCUAAUCAAACUCCACAGUUGCGAUUGCCACGGCAUAAGGAUGUAAAUGUCAAUGGUGUAACCGUGAGGAUCAAGUACUGUGACACCUGCAUGCUUUAUAGGCCUCCUCGCAGUUCUCACUGUUCGAUAUGCAACAACUGCGUGGAGAAAUUCGACCAUCACUGCCCCUGGGUUGGUCAGUGCAUUGGACUGCGCAAUUACCGUUUCUUCUUCAUGUUCAUCUCCUGUGGUACUCUUCUCUGCUUAUAUGUACAUGGAUUCUGCUGGGUCUACAUCAAGAGAAUCAUGAACAGUGAGAAUACUACGAUCUGGAAAGCGAUGAUCAAGACUCCUGCCUCCAUUGCACUAAUAGCUUACACUUUCAUCGCAUUCUGGUUUGUGGGCGGCCUUACUUUCUUCCAUUUGUAUCUCAUCAGUACAAACCAGUCAACUUAUGAGAACUUUAGAUAUCGUUAUGAUCGGCGAGCCAAUCCGUUCAACAAAGGGGUGUUUGCAAACUUCUUUGAGACAUUCUGCAGCAGCAUUCCUCAAUCCAAGAACGAUUUCAGGAAAAAGGUUCCCAAGGACCCUUCAAUUCUACCUCGCAUAGUUGGUGGUGGUUUUGUAAGUCCCCUAAUGGGCAAAGCCAUUAGUGACAUAGAAAUGGGAAGGAAGCCAGCUUGGGACGAAGCUGCAGGGCAGGAUGUCGAUUUUGAAGACGAACACAUCAGCAACGAUGAUGGUCCAGACAAGGAUCAAGGACCGAAUGAUGCUGAUGUUUCACCAGAUUUAAGCAGAAACCUUCCAACGGAAAGCGCAGAGAGACGUGAUGUAUUGUACUCGAGGCGUUCUAGUUGGGGAAGGAGAAGUGGGAGCUUGAAUAUUUCACCUGAGAUUCUUGCUUUGGCUGCUGGAGUUGGAGACUCAAGGCGUGUCACCGACGGAAGGCAUGGAAACUUCCCAGCAGAAACCGACCAAUCUCAGGCCAGUUCUUAGAUGUGUACAGAAAACCAGCGAGAAGACAUGAAUUGUAUGGUAAAAGAGAGACUAUUUAUAGUGCAAAUGAUGUAAAUCUAAAUUUGGCGGUGUUGAUUUGACUAAUAUGCUUAGCGGUUAAAAGCUUUUGAAAACCGGGUUUUAAGGACGAGGCUUUUUGUUGUUUGUAAGACGUGCUCUUGCCAUUAGGCAGUUAAUUCUUUCGCAAGUAAUGGUGUGCCAUUAUUGGUUAAA